AUGUUAGUGGGAUUAUUGAAACUCAUAAAGCAGUACAUAUUCAGAAGAGAAUUAGAUUUGCAUUAAGUAUAUGGUGGCAAAGAAAGCUGGGCCCUGGUAACAGGUGGCUCAGAUGGAAUAGGCUUCUAAUAUUGCAUAGAUCUUGCAAAAAGAGGAUUCAACAUUUGUAUAGUAUCAAGAAAUGCUGAGAAGAUUGAUUUAAAAAUCUAGGAGCUGAAACAAAUUCUUGGAGACUAAGCGUCUAGCCUAAAAUUUAGAUCUGUAGUGGCUGAUUUUUCAAAAAUGUCCUAAAUAUCUUAGUAUUAGGAAUUAGCCACAAAGGUACAAGAUAUUGAUGUUGGUAUGCUUAUCUUGAAUGCAGGCACAGCAGUAUUUGGUAAAUUCUAGAACCUUACUGAUUAAGAAGUAGAGGAACUUGUUAACUUAAACGCUAUUCACAAUGUUUACCUAUUUAAGGUUUUCGUUGAUAAGCUCUAUUUGAGAUAAAAGAGAUCAGCUGUAGUUUUACUAUCAAGUGCCCUAGGAUUAUCUCCAGUUCCAGGUAUUGCAGUUUACAGUGCUUCAAAAGCUUUUUUAAGACAUAUUGGAAUUGGAGUAGGAAAAGAAGUAAGAGAUAAGAUUGAUAUCUAAACUUUUGUUUGCGGUCAAGUAAAUACUAGUUUGAAUCCAGGCUAAGCAAGUGGGUUGAAGACGACAGCAGUUAUGUCAGUAAAAAAUUCUUUAAGAGACAUAGGCUAAGAUUUAGCCACUGCAGGGCCUAUCUAGCAUGUGCUAUAAGGCUGGAUAGUUAAGAAUUUAUCAUUUGGGGUUGAUAAAAUUAUGCUUAAGGCAGCUGAGAAAAAAUCAAUAGAAAUAAGUGCAAAAAAAAUAUAAUGA
Stylonychia lemnae is the source of this 876-nucleotide messenger RNA. The record is from the annotation of a GenBank genome assembly. NCBI's taxonomy places the organism in Eukaryota, Ciliophora, Spirotrichea, Sporadotrichida, Oxytrichidae.